Molecule: messenger RNA, 1672 nt
Organism: Agrilus planipennis (emerald ash borer)
Lineage: Eukaryota; Metazoa; Arthropoda; Insecta; Coleoptera; Buprestidae
Gene: mRpL3
Product: 39S ribosomal protein L3, mitochondrial
Exons: 7
Coding region: 163-1236 (357 amino acids)
Biological process (GO): translation
Cellular component (GO): mitochondrial large ribosomal subunit; ribosome
Molecular function (GO): structural constituent of ribosome
Source: RefSeq, a predicted model, not a curated record
ACAAGUAAAAUUUAUAGGUUAUGAAUCAGUUAUGAAUAGAAUUUAUUGAACAAAUAAUAUUGUGAUUUGAAAUUUGAAGCCGAAUUUUAUGUGAAUUCGUGAUGUGCAAUGUGUCUAAAUGAAAGAACUGUCAUACAAUAAAUUUAAAGAACACUUUAUAAGAUGGCUUUUAUUAUUUCCAACGUUUUUAACAAAUCUUCCAAUAAAAGCAUAGUGACCAGUUUUCAGAUUUACAAUAUAACUCAAAUAAGAGAAAAGCGUGUGGUACCUAAACCAAAAUUAAGACAUCCUACUUGGUUUACUCAUAAAAACCGUGUGAUUCAUGAUGACUUUGUUACUGCUGAUAAUGUUGGAUUUUUAAAAGAAGUUGUUGAAGACCAACGCAAUAGUUUAAUUCCUAAAAAAGCUCCAACAAAUAUUAUUGAUUGGCAUCCAGGAUUACGUCGAACAGGUGUUAUAGCUCGUAAGAUUGGGAAUAUUCCUUUGUGGUUGAAGGAUGGAACUAAAAUAUUUACAACUAUGUUAGAGGUUUUAGACAACCAUGUAAUUAGAUGUUACUCACCAGAAGAAUAUAAUAGUCCUAGAGUGAAACCCACUCUCGUCAAGAAUAAAAAGGGAUGUCUGCUUCUAGGAGCAAUUGAAACAGAUCCAAUAUUAUUAACAAAAGAAUACUGUGGUUUGUUUAAAGAUUCAGGAGUUCUACCGAAAAAAGUUUUAGGACGUUUUUUUGUAAGUCCUGAAGCAUUACUUCAACCAGGAACUCCAAUCACAAUAGAUCAUUACAGAGUUGGAAACUAUGUGGAUGUAAGAGGAAAAACGAUAGAUCGAGGUUUUCAAGGUGUAAUGAAAAGACACGGAUUUAGUGGCAUGCCUGCAUCACAUGGAGUGACAAAAACUCACAGAAGAGGUGGUAACAUCGGAGGGGGUGGUGAAAAAGGUCGAGUUUGGCCAGGCACUAAAAUGCCUGGACAUAUGGGUAAUAGGUAUAGAGUUGCCAAGGGAUUAAAAAUAUUGAGAAUAAAUAGGAAAUAUAAUGUAAUGUGGGUUAUGGGAAUGGGAAUUCCUGGAGAAACGAACUCAAUAGUAUAUAUUUACGAUACAGUUUUACCAUUACGUAAACCAUCUGCUGCAUUACCGUUUCCCACAUAUUUUCACAAAGAUGAAGAUGUUUUGCCUGAAGAAUUUUAUGACGAAAAUUUACAUAAUUUCAGUGAUCCAUCAAUUGUUUAUAAAUAGAUCAUGUCUUACGUAAGUUGUUAAAAGUCAAUUCAAUUCUUGGAUGUUUUAAAGACAUGUAAAAUAAAAAAACCACUUCAAAGGAAGAAAUGUUUAUAUGUAGUUAACAGCAAUAAUCGGAAGUUAUGAAGGUCGCAGAUAGGUGAAUUAUACAUAAAGUUCUUGAUAUUCUACGUUCAUCCAAACAAUGUGCGGGACCGUCGCUCACGCGACUCGUGUAUGAUUAAGACGUGCGUAAUAAGAAUACAGGAAUUUUCUCGCUAAAGCAUUCGAGUUAUUGAAGACGAGAAUUUCGCGAAAGUAGCUUAAAAUGAAAACGUUUUAAUCUUGUAUAUUUCUUGCUAUUUUUGUAUGAUAUUCGAGGAGAAUUAAUUGUACUGUAACUAUCCAAUUAGCGACCUUAAAUAAAUUACAAGAUUAAUAUAUAAAAUAAUAA